Molecule: messenger RNA, 957 nt
Organism: Caenorhabditis briggsae
Lineage: Eukaryota; Metazoa; Nematoda; Chromadorea; Rhabditida; Rhabditidae
Gene: Cbr-let-92
Product: Protein CBR-LET-92
Exons: 6
Coding region: 1-957 (318 amino acids)
Biological process (GO): mitotic cell cycle; peptidyl-serine dephosphorylation
Cellular component (GO): cytosol
Molecular function (GO): protein serine/threonine phosphatase activity
Source: RefSeq, a predicted model, not a curated record
AUGGCUGCUGCCCCACCAUCUGCGGACCCUCUCGAUAAAGCGUUGAUUGUGGAUGUGGAUCAAUGGAUCGAGCAGCUUUAUGAAUGUAAACCCCUCUCGGAAAAUCAAGUAAAAACACUAUGUGAAAAGGCAAAGGAAAUCUUGGAGAAAGAGCCAAAUGUACAAGAAGUUCGGUGUCCUGUGACAGUGUGCGGAGAUGUGCACGGUCAAUUUCACGAUUUGAUGGAGCUCUUCAAAAUGGGCGGAAAGAGUCCGGACACCAACUAUCUCUUCAUGGGAGAUUACGUUGAUAGAGGAUACUAUUCUGUAGAGACUGUCAGUCUUCUUGUAUGCUUGAAGAUCCGUUAUAAGGACCGAGUCACGCUUCUUCGAGGAAAUCACGAGUCUCGACAAAUCACUCAGGUUUACGGGUUCUAUGACGAGUGCUUGAGAAAGUACGGAAACUCAAACGUGUGGAAGUAUUUUACUGAUCUCUUCGACUGUUUCCCACUGACUGCUCUUGUCGAUGGCCAAAUCUUCUGCCUUCAUGGAGGGCUCUCACCAUCGAUUGAUACCCUCGACCAUAUCAGAGCUCUGGAUCGCAUUCAGGAAGUUCCACAUGAAGGACCAAUGUGUGACCUCCUUUGGUCUGAUCCUGAUGACAGAGGAGGCUGGGGAAUCUCUCCACGUGGAGCCGGUUAUACAUUCGGACAAGAUAUUUCCGAGACUUUCAAUCACUCCAACGGCCUGACGCUGAUUUCCCGAGCACAUCAACUCGUUAUGGAGGGAUAUAACUGGAGUCACGACCGUAAUGUGGUAACAGUGUUCUCCGCUCCAAAUUACUGCUAUCGCUGUGGAAACCAGGCAGCGAUGGUGGAGCUGGAUGAUGAUCUGAAGUACUCGUUCCUGCAAUUCGACCCAGCUCCACGGAGAGGCGAACCACAUGUCACCCGUAGAACGCCUGACUACUUCUUGUAG